AAGACAACAUGAAGCUGGAGCUGCUGGUGGUGUUGGCUGUAGCAGCCCUGGUUCCCAGCCUGUCUGAGGGGCUGCUGCUCUCCACAUGUGAGCUGAAGACCAAACUGGCAGAGGCUGCUGACCAAUUCAAUCUGACUGAAAAAAUUGCUGCGAAGGGUGUCGAACUGGACAAUGUCUUGGCCAAAAUUAUCUGCAGUUUGGACCUAAAGUCUGGCUUAAACACCAGCCUUGUGACCAACCUAGUCCUGCGCAAACCUAUCCUGCAUAAACACAAAAGGUGCCCCAUCAGCAGGAGACCUGUGAAACUGUUCGGGCGCAAACGUCCAGGUAGAGAUGUUGAGUCAAAGGAAGAUGGAGUCCGUUCUGAGGGAGAAGAGGACAAGCCUAGACCUACAGGAAAGCCUGGGGGAACGAAACCAAAACCUACCGGGAAAACAGAGGGAGUGAGCCCAAGAUCAGAGAGGCCCAAGGGGAAGAGGCCGAGACCAGGGAGUCCCGCGAGAGGAAGGAACAAGCGUGAGGCCGAGGAGUCCGCUGGUGAUGAGGAAGAACAUGACAAAGUUGAGGCGCAAGAAAGCAAAGCGGCUGAGGUGGAAGAGUUUGGCGGCUAUGAGGACGAGGGUGAUGAAGACGAGGUUGACGAGGAUGAGCUAAACGAGGAGAACCUGGAAGAGUUAGAGGCGGAGCUGGACGAGCAAGAAGGAGAGGAACCGAAAGAGAGAGACGGGAACAGGAAGAAGAGACACAUCCCAAAGCAGUUCAGAGGUCCCGGACACAACCGCAAGCCAACGCCACGCAAGCCGAUGCGCAAGCCGUUCAAGCCGAUCAAGACCCUGUCCUUCAGCUUUUUCGGUCUCUUCCAGCUGAGCAAUCGCCUCGCCUGCGUCUCCUCCAACACCACUCGCUCUCUCAAUCUCUGUAAGACAGAGUGCAGCUCCUUCGUUGAUGACGACAUCCGUGAUGACAUUGCCUGCUUUGUGAAGUCUCGUGCCUGGAUGAAGACUCUGAGGUUCCCAUGGAAAUGUGCCAAGCUGCAAGCCUCUGAGUACUUUGAGUGUGACCAACCACUUAACAGUACUAUGAGUACUUUGCAAACAACUAUUUAACAGAGCAUUUUCCUUCUUUCUCUCAACUCUUAUCUUCUGCUAUAAGCGCCACGAAUAUGUUACUUUCUAUUACCUCUAGAUGGCGUGCUAGGAAUUUUUUGAGCCGUUAUCCCUUAUGUUGGGACAAGUGCCUCCUACAGACAUUAGGCAACAGCAUCAUAUUCUCCUUCUCUCCUCCACCUGUCCAACUACCACGAGUAAGGAAGUUAAAUCUAACAGAUGCCAUUUUGUUGAAAAUGUCUCCUUUGUUGCUUGGUAACAACAUUUCCUUCUUUGACAAACAAAAAUACAUAAA
Salvelinus namaycush (lake trout) is the source of this 1401-nucleotide messenger RNA. RefSeq lists its product as uncharacterized. Lineage: Eukaryota; Metazoa; Chordata; Actinopteri; Salmoniformes; Salmonidae. The record is from RefSeq and is a predicted model, not a curated record. The coding region runs from base 9 to 1106 and encodes 365 amino acids. The transcript is spliced from 4 exons.